Molecule: messenger RNA, 577 nt
Organism: Podospora pseudocomata
Lineage: Eukaryota; Fungi; Ascomycota; Sordariomycetes; Sordariales; Podosporaceae
Exons: 2
Coding region: 179-577 (132 amino acids)
Cellular component (GO): cytoplasm
Molecular function (GO): alcohol dehydrogenase (NAD+) activity
Source: RefSeq, a predicted model, not a curated record
AAUCUCCUAGCCCGGAGCUAACACAGGGCGGCGUUGAACCCCUCGUCUCUGCCCUCGUCUGACUUUGUCCCCUCUCUUUCUGGAUAUUGGAUCCAGGAAAAGGGAUGUGAUACGAUGAAAUAAUCUCCGGGACCCGGCUGGCAUAUAACCUCACCUCAGCCGAGUGUUGCCCUCGCUGAUGCGGGGUUGUCGGUCGACUUGCAACAUCUCAUUCCCCAUCUUUUCUCCUCAGCAAUUACAGAACCAACAUGUCUACAGAACAGUCCUAGUCAUUGGCGCCAAUGGAGGCAUCGGCUUUCAGCUGGCCACCAGGUUCUUAAAGGAAGGCUACAAAGUCUUUGGAACAUACCGGCCACAGACAAAAGACGAUGUCUCGGUUGCUGAGGUGAGGUGGGGCCGCCCUCAACCGACAGCCUUGCUGUUCCUGAUCCUGACACUGAGACAGCUCGAGGGAACCGGGGUGCAAAGCAUCGAGCUGGAUUAUGACAAUGAAGAGUCCAUCAACGCCGCUGCCAAGGGUUUUGCUGGUGAGAAGCUGGACAUUCUCAUCAAUUGCGGAGCCAUAUACAACACCUAG